GUAACGUCUCUCCUGGAAAGAUUUCGUGUGUAGAGAAUUAAUUUUACGUACAAGAAAAAGAAGAAAAAGAGUAAAAAAAGCAAUGGCUUGGGGUUACUGGAGUGCAACUGCCGUUGAUCGUGGACGUUCACCGCGACGGAAUACGCAAUGUGCCGCCGUACCGGUCAAUACGAUGCCUCAAUCGGAGCCGCCGCCACCUCAGUGUUACAGCCCGUGCGGUCGCAGUCCCUGUGGUAGUCCAUGCCACAGUGCCUGCCAGAGUCCGACUCAGAGCACGCAGCACGUGGUGGCGGUAUGUAGUGAGUCAGAGAGUGAGACACCGUGUACGGGUCAAAUACAUCAGAUACCCCUUGAGGAGUACACGCGACGACAGUCCGGUGAUCCACUCGAUAGUCCUCAGGCGAACCAACUGUCGGAUAUUCUGUGUCGAGGUGCCACGGUCUCCUCAAUUUCUUCCGCCAACAAUACCCUCACACGGGGCGCCUCGUUGCGUGACACGGGGGACUACGAUGUGCCCCAUCCGCACCCCCAUACGCAUCACUAUAUGACCACGGCAACGUCCACAUCGUUGCAUAGUUCGCGCCCCGGGAGCGCGGGGGCUGCUUCGGUGCACGGGCACAGCAGUGCCCAUGGUAGUGGGAGCGGAAGUGGAUCGAGUCCGGGUAUGAGUGGCACGGGUAGUGUCAUUGCCGGUGGUGUCAAUUAUCUCGAGUGCCUCCACUACGAGCGAAUGCCUCUGCCAAUUCCUGUGCAGAUCCCCAUUGUGCCACCGCCGCCGCCGCCGCAUUUGCUCUCGGAAGAUGAAGUGGAGCCAGCCUAUGCUACAGUAUUUCCAAAUGUGCCGUCUGCUCCGGGAAUGUCUUGCGUCGGGGAAGAUCGUAGCAUCUAUCGACGAGGUGCACGACGAUGGCGCAAACUUUACAGGAUCAAUGGCCACAUAUUUCAAGCGAAGCGCUUCAAUAGGAGGGCCUUCUGUGCGUAUUGCCACGAUAGAAUUUGGGGCCUGGGACGGCAAGGAUUUAAGUGUAUUCAGUGUAAGUUACUGGUGCACAAGAAAUGUCACAAAAUGGUGCAGAAACCAUGCACAAAUGAACAUCAGAAGCCCAUCAUGAAGGAGCGAGAUGACAUCAAUGGGGAGAUACAGAAAGAUCACCUAUUGCCGGCGCAGGAAUUCGUGCCGGAACUAGCUGAGGGUGGUGACCAUGUAGCCGUGGAGGCACUCCAGAGUUCCGAUGAGCCCCUAGAGCCGGGGGCUCAGCGUCAGUACUCACUGGAUGACUUUGAGCUCAUUCGGGUGAUUGGACGCGGUAGUUAUGCGAAAGUGCUGAUGGUGGAGCUGAAGCGAACACGUCGCAUCUACGCCAUGAAGGUGAUCAAGAAGGCCCUCGUGACGGAUGAUGAGGACAUUGAUUGGGUGCAAACGGAGAAGCAUGUCUUUGAGACGGCAUCCAAUCAUCCCUUCCUCGUGGGUUUGCAUUCGUGCUUCCAGACACCCUCGCGGCUGUUUUUCGUCAUUGAAUUCGUGCGCGGGGGUGAUUUGAUGUUCCACAUGCAGCGGCAGCGUCAUCUGCCGGAGGAACAUGCACGCUUCUAUGCGGCUGAAAUAAGUUUGGCGCUUAACUUUUUGCACGAAAAGGGCAUCAUCUAUCGUGACUUGAAGUUGGAUAAUGUCUUGCUGGAUCACGAGGGGCACAUUAAGCUCACGGACUAUGGGAUGUGUAAAGAGGGUAUAAGGCCAGGUGACACAACUUCAACAUUCUGCGGUACUCCAAACUACAUUGCCCCAGAAAUUCUUCGUGGGGAAGAUUAUGGAUUUUCCGUGGAUUGGUGGGCUCUCGGGGUGCUCCUGUAUGAAAUGCUCGCUGGCCGCAGUCCCUUUGACAUUGCCGGUGCGUCUGACAAUCCGGACCAAAACACCGAGGAUUACCUCUUUCAGGUGAUCCUCGAGAAGACCAUCCGCAUACCGCGGUCACUUAGUGUGAAAGCCGCCUCAGUUCUCAAAGGUUUCCUCCACAAAAAUCCCGCCGAUCGACUCGGUUGCCAGCGGGAGUCCGCCUUUAUGGACAUUGUCAAUCAUCCCUUCUUCAAAAGCAUCGAUUGGGAAUUGCUUGAGCAAAAACAAGUAACGCCUCCAUUUAAGCCAAGAUUAGACUCUGAUAGAGAUCUGGCCAAUUUCCCACCUGAAUUCACGGAUGAGCCUGUUCACUUGACACCAGAUGAUGAGAGUGUAAUCGCAAAGAUCGAUCAAUCGGAGUUUGAAGGGUUCGAAUAUGUGAAUCCUCUGCUGAUGUCCCUCGAGGAUUGCGUCUGACACCACGCAACGUGCGAGCUGCAUCCCUACCAUUCGCAGCCAAUUAUCGAGACUGUCGAAAUUCUCACACAUCCCCGUGACUACAGAACAAGUUACAGAAAAUUCAGAUAAAAUGAAAAAUGUAAAUGAAAGAAAAAAUGUUGAGCGAUUGUGUGGUGAAAGGAAAGAAAAGAUGAAAGAAAAAAGAAAGAAGUCUAAACAAGAAGGAACAUUUUAGCUAUAUGGAGAUGACUCCAGCGACUACGAUUCUGUUGUGGAUGAUCUCAGCAUUCUUCAAUUACCUCCACCACCAUCCAAGAGUCUACUGCAGCACAUGUUUUGCCUUCCAUUGAAUUAAGCCGGUAACACAAAAAAAAAUGAAAAAAAAAGAAAAUGUUAAGGAGAUUAAAGUUAAAGAAGAAAAAAGACAAAAAAUGAGGAACUUUUAUAGUAACAAAAUUGAUUGUGAAGUGAAAGGAAAAUGUGGAAAAAUGCGAAUUUUUCUUUUAAAAAAUUAGAGCUUUUAUUUUUGUUGUUUGCAAAUUAAAUGGAUUAAUUACUUUGGUUGGGAUUUGUUUGCUAAAUUCCUGCUAAAAGAUUAAUGAAAACAAUAAUACCAGACGAAGAUUCAGCCUACGAAAGAUGUUAAAGGCCUAACUAUAGCUUUUCGCAAGAAACGCAUUUUCGUGGUUUUUUCUCACUUUCUCCUUCAUAUAUUGUAUCGCGCUGUCACUGUCAAACAAGAAACGCGAUUUCUAUGUUUCAUGAGCGUUUUUCUUGUUUGACAGUGACAGCGCGGCACAAUUUAACAAGGACCAAGUGAGAAAAAACACGAAAACGUGUUUCCUAACAAAAUGUAUGGGUACAGCUUUACGGUAUGAGUUCGUACUUAAGAAUGAUGGACACUGAGAUGAUCUACGUGGACUGCCUGUAGUUAUCGUCACUGACAAACUAAAAGUUGCGUGAGAGAAGUUUUUUUAAAUUCGUCAUUUUUGCGAUGUUUAUUAUAAAAGGUUUUGUAACUAUUUCUUCUUCAGCUUCGUAAAUAAAACGCAUAAAUUUCACUUUGCCACUGAAUAGUUUAUAUUUUCAUUUUUCUUUUAAAAUCCAAUUUUCAUGCACUUUUCUUUCACGGUAAUCGACAAAUCUUCGGGCCGCGUGAGGGACUUCACAAACUUAGACUCUUCAGGCUCAGUGGCCCCUCGUGUUAGGUGAUGCUGAUGUUGAUGUUGUUGCGGCUGGGCACAUACUGUCUUUUUCCCUGUAAUGAAAAGUAAAGCACCCGCGGGGCAGUUAGUGUAUGUUACUUUAUGGGCGCCCGCGCUGCAUUUGGAGAGGGAGAAUUUUAAAAAUUUUCGUUACACAUUUCGAACGUUACAGUUUAUUGAAAGAGAAAAGAAGUUUUGCAUGUACUUUCCAUUAUAUACUAGGUGGCGCAUAAGUUAAUGCAUGAUUUUGCAUGUAAACCAGCCUUAAAUCAUGCAUUAACUUAUGCGCCACUCUAUAUAAAGUUCCCCACCAUUGAAACAACCUCUGCUACUCUCUCUUCAAUUUAUUCUCACCUCUUCUUCUGGAUAUAACCUUUGUUGGGCUUCUUGUGACAACCGUGGUCACCACGACCGUUGUCACAAUCUCCGACUCUCCUUCACUUUGAUUAGGGCGCCAGUUCCGAGUGGAAUCAUGAAGGAAUCUCUAUCGGUGUCCCUCUUGGCUUCCGGCAAAAGAAUCCCAAAUUCAAACCACUUUCCAACUUUUCAUAAUUUGGGGAAUGAAGAGAAAAACACAAAUCUCCUCUUAAUGACAACUCAAUCCAGACUGAUGGCUGACAUUUCCCCUCCCAAAUUGGAGACUUUUUUUUAAAUUUAGCCGUUAUCAUUGCCAUACCUCAUAUUUAUGAAAAAUCCGAACGUUACACCAUCACAACAAUUUUAGUUUUUGAAAUUCAUUAAGAUUCUGUUUUAAUUGUAAUUUUGGGGUCUUAUUUCACCAAAUAAUUGCAAAUAAAUCCUAAUCAUGUUAAUCAAUCCAUUUAGUAUUCAAUGCAAAAAAACGAAUUGCUUUCUCUUUGAAAAAAUUCACUACCAAGUUUCGUGAAAUUUUCAAAAAAUUCACUUCAAAACACUUCUGCGAAUAUUGCUGAAAAAAAAACAAAUCUUUUCAAAAUUCAUUUCUCUGAAUAUUUAAAAAUAAAAAUAAUAAAUUGCAAAAGUAUUACUUAAAAGAUAAGAUAAAAAAUCACGAUUUUUUCGAUAAAAAAGAUCACAGAUUAAUUUAAAAAAAAAACCCGUAAAAUGCGUGACGUCAAAAAAGGAAAUUCAAGUAUUAAAAAAAAAGAUGAAAAAUAAGUAAUAAAACAAGAUAUUUUUUAGUAUUUUAUUUAAAAAACGUAUAAUGAGAUAAAACAUUGCGUAGUGAGUGAGAAAACAAAAAAAAAGACAUCGUUAUUUUGUCAUAAAAUGGAAUAAAUGAAGAUAAAAAAACAGUUCUAAAAAUCACAUAUAUAAUGAAACAUUUUUUAGUAAAUAUUAAUAUUUAGCAAUAGUAGUUAUAAAAUAUUUUGAGAGGAGAAUGAAAAGAUAAAAUAAACAAAAAAAAUCAACUGAUAAAUACAAAAAAAAAUUAAAGCAAAAACAGCUUAAUAAUGCAAGACAUGAUAGAAAAAAAAGAAAAUCAAAUGGAAGGAUUAAAAGAAAAAGAAAAAAUAAAGAAAAAUCAACGAAAAUCGUCUUGUAAAUAAAAGAAAAAACAGAUUAAAUUGAGAUAAAAAGCGAGCAUUUCUAUGGCAAUGCUGCAUUGAAAAUAAGAAUAAAAAAAAACAAGUGAUGAGGUGUAUAUAGCAAAUAAACUAACAUUCUAGGCACUUUAAUGAAAUAUAUUAAUAUAUUAUAUAUUACAAAAAAAAACUAUUUGAAAAGAUAUUUACUUUUUUGCACACACACAACUUAUUAAAAAAAAAAACAAAACAUAAAUGCAGUUCCAGAACAUUUUUGAAUAAUUCAAUAAAAUAAAAAAAAGCAUUUAAAAAAAACUGAAGAAAUUAACAAAAAAAAAGAGUUAGAAAAUAGAUGAAAAAACAAAUAUUGAAAGCAAAGUGAAUAAAAGAAUUUUAGGAGAAAUUUUAUUAAAAAAAGAAAAAGAUGCUCAAAAAUUUUAACCGUGUGUUUAUUUUUUUUGUCUUUAAUACACGAAAAGAAUUUUAAGUGUCAGACGAAAAGAAAUUAUUGAAAAAGUGAGUUUUGAAAUAAAAAAAAAAUAAUGCGAAAGAAUGUUUAGGGAAUAUAAGAAAUUGUCUCAUUUUUUCCUUUCAUUCAUCAUUAUUUUGAAGUUAUUUUUUAAAUGUUUUAACGGUUAAAAUAUUCCUUUUUUUUUCUUCAUUUAACAUUAUAUUAAAAAAUAUUUUUUUUUCUUUAAUUAACUUCAUCAUCACUUGUUCUUUUUAAUUUAUUAAGAAAGAUUGAAAAUAAAUAAUUUUAUUAAUGAUUUGAAUGAUUUUAAUCAAGAGCCUGUAGAAGGUUGUAAAUCAACCGAAAUGUCAUUUUUGACGUCUAUUUUGAAUUUUCAAAUUGUAACGAAUUUCUUGGGUUUUUGCUCCAAUUUUUUUUGUUUAAUGUUGAGAUCUCUAAAUGAAGGAGUUUAUUCAUUUUAAGGUGCUUACUGAGAAUUUUAAUGUUAUGGUAGAGAAUGGAGAAAAUAAUCAAGAAAAUCUGGAUAGACUUUUAUCUGAAACUUGCGAAUGAUUGAAGCAUAUUUUGUUUCAAAAUGACUGAAACAAGUCCCUAUUUUAGAAAACUAACAUACAACUUUUAAAAUAAAGUAGAAAAUUUUUCUCUGAUCUUUCAAGCCAUUUGAAUUGUGUUAUAGGAUGACUUGAAUAGAACUCUGAUGCAUUUUUCUCUACAUGAAGCAUUAGCGUUUAUAAUCCGAUUAGCAAUUAAGCACUGAUGCAUAUGCUUCAUAUAAAAAUAUACGAGUUGUGGAUUUUCAGGCUUGUUCCUGGAGCCCUGUAAAUGUUUUUUUUUUUUUCUAUUUAUAAAGCUUAUGCGUUAAUGCUCAAAUUGUCCAGAAGUUAAAAUACUUUAUCACGGACUGAAAUUUUUCAGCAAAAUAAAUUAAAAUUAAAUUUAAAAUUUAAAUUUAAAAUUUUUUUAAAUUUUUACAACAAUUUGAGUCUCUAAUUUGACCAAAGCUUAAUGUAGAACAUUGUCAUUCAGUAACAUCAUGAGCACCCUAAAAUGAAUAAACUCCUUUUGUUUGAAUUUUAGUUGUAUUAGAUGGAUUUUGUUAGGCAUUACGGCUUAAUUUGUUCUUAAGAUAAUUUUUAGUCUUUUUCUUUCUUAAACUCCUUUCUCUGUGUUGAUAGAAAUUUGAUUAAUUUUCCAUUUAUUUCAACUACUAAUUUCAUUUAAUGUUUCAUUCCUGCAUCAUGAAACACGUAUGUUUUAUUGAUGCUUUCCGUGUGUUUUUUUUCUAGAAAUAUUUAAUUCCUAUUAAUUAAUUUUUAAAUAAAAAAAAUGAGUUUUUUUUCAAUUAGAAAUAUUUUUAUUAUCUCAAAAAUAUUUACAUAAAAAAGACAAAAAAAAAGUAUUAAAAGUAUUCCCAUUUUUUGUGUUUGAAUUGUUUUUCUUUUACAAAGUUUUUUCUUUAACCUUUUCAACGUCAUAUUUUUUGAAUUUUGCAAAUUGUGAAAGGGUGUUAAAUAAUGUAAUAUAAAAAAUAUAUAUUAGAAAAAAAGUGAAUUUCUAUAAUGUUUUAAAUAUUGAGAUGAAAAGAAAAAAAAACAAUUAACAACCACAAAUUGAAAAAUAUUCACAGUAUUUUCUUUCUUCUAUUGAAAAAAUUUUUGAAGAAAAAACAAUAUAAAAAAUAGCCUCUUAUAUAUUAUUGAAAUGAGAAGAGAUGAAAAAAAAACUUUCCACUUAUUAACAAAACAGAAAAAAAGACGAAGAGAUAUAUUAGUGAAAAAACAAAAUGUUAUGAAUUUAUUAAAAACUCCAUCCUUUUGGAGAUGAAAAAAAAAGUAAAACAUUAUUUACAGUUGAAAAAUGCAAAAGAAAAACUCCUCUAAAAUUUCUAAGAAAAAAAACUAAUAUUAUAUAUUUCCCAAUUUAUGAAAAUCCUUUUUCUCUUUUUCAAUUUUUAAAUUCACAUUUAAUGAAAAGAAAAUCAAAGGAUUUUUAUUUUAGACAUUAACCUAAUAAAAAGUUGAGAUCUUUAUUCACAAUUUUCUAUUUUAUCAAAUUUAUAUUAAAGUUUUUUUUCCCUUUUAAAGAAUAUAUAAAUAUUUCUCCUUUUUUAAAAAAAAAUAGAAAAUAAUAUAAAUUUAUCGAUGAUUAAUCAAAUGGUUUGUAUUGCAAGAAAAAAAAUGAGAAAAAAUAUUAAAAUGAUAAAAUACAAUAUUGAUGAAGAAGAAAACAAAAACAAAUAGCAUGAGAAUUAAACAACAAUGAAAAAAACAUUGAGAAAAAAUCAAAAAGAAAA
Lutzomyia longipalpis is the source of this 7768-nucleotide messenger RNA. RefSeq names its product atypical protein kinase C (gene aPKC). The record is from RefSeq and is a predicted model, not a curated record. The coding region runs from base 83 to 2311 and encodes 742 amino acids. Gene Ontology annotation, biological process: protein phosphorylation; establishment or maintenance of cell polarity. Lineage: Eukaryota; Metazoa; Arthropoda; Insecta; Diptera; Psychodidae. The transcript is spliced from 10 exons. Gene Ontology annotation, molecular function: ATP binding; protein binding; protein serine/threonine kinase activity.